This is a messenger RNA of Tribolium madens (black flour beetle), 883 nucleotides long. RefSeq lists its product as uncharacterized. The coding region runs from base 22 to 873 and encodes 283 amino acids. The record is from RefSeq and is a predicted model, not a curated record. NCBI's taxonomy places the organism in Eukaryota, Metazoa, Arthropoda, Insecta, Coleoptera, Tenebrionidae. The transcript has 2 exons. Gene Ontology annotation, molecular function: acyltransferase activity, transferring groups other than amino-acyl groups.
GGGUGGAAUUUUUUAAUAACAAUGACUGAUAUUUUGAAUGAGAUACUUGACGAAAAUCUGCCUAAAUUAGCCGAUAUUUACAAAAAACAUGUAAACUGGGCACCUCACGUUUUAAGCCUGGUUCACACAGGCAUAAGGUGGAGAAAAUCCCAAAAAUAUCGUCAUUGCAUCAAAUUUUUAUCAGUAGGUGACAGUUGGGAGAAAGAUGGCACUGUUGUCGUUCUUAUGGAGUUCGGUUGUUAUGAUAUAUUUGUCUUCACUUUGGAUGAAGAAUGUACAAACUUGCGCCAAGGAUUGAUCCAAACAAAUUUACUAAAUUUUUCAACAACUAAUGGUUCAUUUUUUUGCGUACACGAAAAGCACGUUUGCACAUUAUUGCAAAUUGCCGAAGACAAAAACAUAAAAUUGUCAUAUGCAAUUGCUCCAUAUAUUAUGUUGGCUUUGCCUCCAGAAAAAGAAAUUUCGAUUAAUUACCCUUCUGGUGUUUAUGUUAAGAAAAUAGAUGCGAGUCUUGCUAAUCAAAUUAACUCUUUUUGGUUAUACAGUUCUCCAGGGUCGGAUUUAAAAUAUUUAUAUUCUUUACUCGAAAUGAAUGGAGGUUUUGGAGUAUUUUUGGAAGGUACAAACGAAAUAGUUGCGUGGAUUUUGAAACAUUGUUUGGGUCAUAUUGGUAUGCUUCAUACUAAAGAAGAGUACAGAAAAAACGGCUAUGCCAUCUUAAUUACUAAAUUUUUAGCCGAGGAAAUUAGGAAAGACGGAAGUUGUCCUUUUGCUACAAUUUAUUCUGAUAACGUGGCAUCAAUCCGCAUGUUUGAAAAAAUUGGUUUUCAGACAAUUGGAACUUGUGCAUAUUUGAAUUUUAAAAAUAAAUAAUUUUAUUGUU